This is a messenger RNA of Cherax quadricarinatus, 929 nucleotides long. RefSeq lists its product as uncharacterized. The record is from RefSeq and is a predicted model, not a curated record. NCBI's taxonomy places the organism in Eukaryota, Metazoa, Arthropoda, Malacostraca, Decapoda, Parastacidae.
CAUACAAACAUUACCAUGAACCCGGUGACGCCAGAAGUCUCGCAGGAGAGAGUAUUAAGAGUUUCCAAGCAAAUAUUAGCCAUGUUUUGUCCUCGGAUGAAGGUUCCGUUCGUAGUAUAUAUAGGUGGCCGGCCCCUCACUACAUCACAUCAACAUACCAGGCUACCAGCUACUGCGCUUGUACCUCUCAAGUUCUGGUCUACAAACAAAGUCAUGAAGCUGAUAGGCCUGAUAGUGGGCGUGUGGGCGUGCAUAUUGGUGUCGUAUAUUGAAGUGGAAGCGUCACCAUGUUGUGGCGUGGGCGUGGUUGCUGUGGGCGCCCUCGCAUUUACUGGGGGUGUGAUCGCAGGUAGACACCACCAACGUCACCACCACCACCAUCACCACAUCCAUGAGUGUCUCUCCUGCGGGUGCGGUGGCUGUGGUGGUGCAUGUGGCUGGUGUGGUGGUAAUUACUAUGGUAGGAGACGUCGCAGGAGCAUCAGCGCUUUCAUAGAAGACGCCGAGAUCCAACAAGCGUAUAAGAAGGUCGCAGUAGAGGACAAGGAUCAGUGUGGGUUACGAGUGGUAUGUGAGCUGGCACAGAAAGACCCCCGUGAACUAGCUGAAGAUGAAAUUCAAAUACUUCUACCCUACCGUGGAGCUGGGGAGAGUGAUGGCACUACGUACGGGAACUAUGAUGAGGCAGCCUGGCAUGGUCAAGAAGGUCACAGCUGCCCUUCUAACUACCCACUGUGUGCCUUCACUGCUGACCAGGUCAUGACUGAGUAUCGCAAAUACAUCAAGAACAACGGAACGUUUGCUGUAACCUCUGCGUUGUGAAAAAAAUGCUAGGCUUUUUCUAAGCGUUCGACAUAAAGCUCAUUUAGGAAAUGAAUACAUUUAUUUAAAAACUAUGUAUUAAAGUAUAUUGCAAGAAGAAGUAUGAA